AAAUAGAACACAUGUGCUACAUUGCUUUGAAAGAAUGAUCCUUCGAACUCUAGCCUCGCUAAAAGCAGGCAAACAGCUUUGCACCUAUUGCAAAUUCAGAGCCUCGUCUAUCCGCUCUUUUUCUGAGAAUGGAACCAAAUCAACGGUGCUGCCACAACAUCUUAUCACAGACUUCGAGUUUCAGAUUUCAGAAGCGGAUUUCAAAGAUUUAUCGGAGCUUUACUUGAACUCUUUGGCAGAUCAUUUGGACGGAUUAGCCUCAAAGGGAGUGAUCGAGAGGGAUGACUUCGACGUGGAACAUAGUGGAGAUGUUCUGACUGUGAACACUGGUAUUCGAAAUAUGAAAUAUGUCAUCAAUAGACAGACUCCCAACCGUCAAAUGUGGCUCUCAUCUCCUCUCUCAGGCCCCUUCAGAUACGACUACAUGGACAGAAGUUGGAUCUACAGACGAACAAAAGAGAAGAUGGUCACUCUACUAGACAGAGAAUUCAAACAACUCUACUCGGAAGACUGUCAAUUUGCACCAUUUGAAAGUACUUUUUUCAAAAAGGAAAACUAAAUAAGUUAACUUUCACAUAGAAAAAUUAUCGUGUUAUAACAUUGAUUCUUGAAAGUUGUUUGUAUAUUGUAUAUAAUUGAGAUACAAGCUUU
Symsagittifera roscoffensis is the source of this 651-nucleotide messenger RNA. Its product is annotated as frataxin, mitochondrial-like. Lineage: Eukaryota; Metazoa; Xenacoelomorpha; Acoela; Convolutidae. Gene Ontology annotation, cellular component: mitochondrion. The coding region runs from base 35 to 559 and encodes 174 amino acids. The transcript has 4 exons. Gene Ontology annotation, molecular function: ferric iron binding; 2 iron, 2 sulfur cluster binding; ferrous iron binding. Gene Ontology annotation, biological process: intracellular iron ion homeostasis; iron incorporation into metallo-sulfur cluster. The record is from RefSeq and is a predicted model, not a curated record.